UAAAACGGGGGAGUACAGCCAAAGAUCGUACUGCAGUUGUAGUCCAGUUGGAAGCUAAAUUAUUUCCUGGCAGAGUUCUUUGAGCUUUUAAGGAUUUGUAUAUAUAGAUAGCCAUUCUUAUAAAAUUAUGACAGGGACACUGAAAAAACGCAUAAAAUAACCAGACUGGAACUAAAACUAACUAUUUGACUGGCAUCAACAGGAGCAGAGUGAAACCUGAACAGACAACAACUGCUUUCCCAGGAUUCAUUGCUUCACUGUGUGUGUUCCGUGGUUGUUUCAAACAUGGAGGAGAGGGAAAGAAACCGUGUCAAAUUAGACAGUAGAGGGGCACAGCCAGCAUGUUCAAGUACACCGCCAGUAUCGGAACAUAGAGCGGAGACAGACCUUGAAGCUGUGGACGAUAACGCAAAAGAAACAGAUGUCUGCUCAGAUAAGUUUGACCCUCUCAGGGCCUUGUACUCUCCGACUGUACAGCUUCCUUUUCCAAACAUCAAGUGUUUUAACAAUGUCGCAGAGUACGAGAGCUUUCUCAAGGGCGGCCGUGGCAGAGCCAAACCGGAGAAUGUGGAGAAAAAGAGACUGAAAGCGAUGAAGGGGGCGGCGGACCCGGAGCGCAUCGAGAGGCUGAAGAAGCUCAUGGUGAACAACCCGGUACCAGAGCCCGAGGACGGAGAGAGCAGCAGCACACCGCGGAGGAGGACGCAGAAACCCCCGAAAAAUGUCCUGACAAGGAUGCCCCUGUGUAAAGGCAGUCCUUUGGGUGAGCUGUACCGCUGCGUCGAGGAAAGGAUAAGGGUCAAAGUUCACAUCAGGACCUUUAAAGGACUGAGGGGAGUGUGCUCUGGCUUUGUAGUGGCCUUCGACAAGUUCUGGAACAUGGCAAUGGUAGAUGUAGACGAGACCUACCGAGAGCCACUGCUUGGAGAGGCCCUCUACCAUGAGAAAGCCCUCACCAUCUCACGGCUGUUUGAGAAGCUAAAUCUCCAGGAAAGCACAGGAGGUGAUGAGCCAGCAAAGAAGCACGAAGCCCCCAGAACUGCUCCCAAAAGCCGGUCCUCUCACCCUGCUAGCAGGGGGGACAGUAUGCUGUUGGACGCUGUUAAAACCAAACAGGAUAAAGCCAGAGUCUCAGUGAAGGCCCAGACUCCAGAGGCCUGUAAGAAGAUGUAUGGCAAGGUCCAUACACGCCACAUCAACCAGCUUUUCAUUCGGGGUGAGGACAUUAUCCUGGUUAACCCACAGCCACUCUGACAUUUGUUUUCUGCUUGAGAUUUGUCCUGAAAAAAAAAAACAUUGUAUUUUCACCAAACUUAACUACACUCAGUUAAAUUUGAACCUAAUUUUUUGCUGAGCAUGUGUAAUAAUGUGUGAGAAAUACUGUCAAACUGUCAGAGAUCUCUGAUUUAAUUAGAUUCAGGAGAAUCAGACAAAAAUCAGUUAUAUCACAUUGAUAUGGUUUUUUUCAGCCCACUAGAGAAACAUUUAUUUUGAGGAAUAAAAGCAUUUCCGUACUAGUCGUUUCUCGUCUUUUUUUUUUGUCAGUCACUAUGGAAAAUGUAUUUUGACAUACUUCUGCCACAGCUUCAGUUAAAACUGUAUUUUCUAUUACCCAGCAGGUGGCAGUAUAAACACAUUGGUGCCAUCUGCAAGGCCACUGUCAUCUCAAAGAGCCCGUCCCUUUAUGUUGCUUUUCCCCAUUAGUUUGAACAGGAAUGACAGCGCAGU
Messenger RNA from Monopterus albus (swamp eel), 1728 nucleotides. It is a transcript of the gene lsm11, whose product is annotated as LSM11, U7 small nuclear RNA associated. Lineage: Eukaryota; Metazoa; Chordata; Actinopteri; Synbranchiformes; Synbranchidae. The transcript has 4 exons. Gene Ontology annotation, cellular component: U7 snRNP. Bases 286 to 1254 code for a protein of 322 amino acids. Gene Ontology annotation, molecular function: U7 snRNA binding. Gene Ontology annotation, biological process: mRNA 3'-end processing by stem-loop binding and cleavage. The record is from RefSeq and is a predicted model, not a curated record.